CGAGGCACGAGCAGAGCGCUGGUAAAGGCACCUGAACCCACUCGUGUUCCUGCAGGAGGGAGUGCGGGUGGAAAUUCCCAUCACUUUCUGCAUCUCCGGUCAAACCUCGCUGUUCCCGGGACGUGCUCAUUUAUUGCACCUCUGUGAAUUCCUUCGGAUUUCGGGAAACGCAGCACGGGUGCCCUGAGCACAUCCCCUCCUCCUGCUGGGAAAGGACCAACGCUGCGCUGUGCCCUCACCGCUCCGGGAGGUGAGCAGCUCACCAGGAAACAAACCCCGGUUCUCCAGGCUUGCUUAACGCCGGGCGUGUUGCGUCCGACUGUUGCACAACCAUCACCGAUGUCUGUUACACCGAUGUGCUUUCGGGCGCUCUCACCGUGCCGUGAAUCAUUAACCCUCGGGUACAACCACGGGCUGCAACACGCUCUGCUGCCUUUCCCGGCUCAGCUCCGCGCCGGCGGGUCUGGGCCACGUGCAGCCGAACCUCCCUCCGCAGCCAUCCCGCAGCCCGCAGGGAGCGCUGCCGGGUCGGGCCGGGCCGAGCCGUGCCGGGCGGAGCGCAGCGGCGAUGGGGCCGGGCUGCCGGAGGGCGGUGAGCAGCUAUUCCAGCCCGCAGGUGGUGGUGGUGAGGGACGGGCUUCUCGGCACCGCGUAUCGGGCACUGCAGCUCCUGGUGCUGCUCUACUUCAUCGGGUAUGUGUUCAUCGUGCAGAAGGGCUACCAGGAGCGAGAAACGGGCCCGGAGAGCUCCGUCAUCACCAAAGUCAAGGGUGUGACGCAGUCACCGAGCAAGGUCUGGGAUGUUGGGGAGUACGUGGCCCCCCCCGAGGGUGGGAGCAGCUUCAGCAUCCUCACACGGGUGGAGGUGAGCGCUGCCCAGGCUGUGGGGACGUGCCAUGAGGGUCCCAGUGCUGCAUGCCGCUCAGAGCAGGACUGUGUCUCUGGGGCCAUGGAUGCAUCCCACCACGGCGUGAGGACAGGACGCUGUGUGCCUGGGGGCAGUGGGAGGAGCUGUGAGGUGCUGGCCUGGUGCCCUCUCCACGGAGGCAGCAGCAGCGAGUCCCUAGCAGAGAUGGCAGCGCAGUUCACCAUCCUCAUCAAGAACCACAUCCGAUUCCCCCGCUUCGGCUUCUCCAAGGCCAACAUUCAGGCUGCCGAGAGCCACUACCUGAAGAGCUGCACCUUCAAUGCCACCUCCGCGCUGUACUGCCCCAUCUUCAGGCUGGGCUUCCUGGCUGAGCAGGCAGGCGAGGACUUUGCAGUGUUGGCUGAGAAGGGUGGGGUGAUCGGUGUCAUCAUCAGCUGGGACUGCAACCUGGAUCUGCCUGACACCAAGUGCAACCCACGCUACUCCUUCCGUCGCCUCGACCCCAAAGGGACUUUGGCAUCGCCAGGCUACAACUACAGGUUUGCCAAGUACUACAGCUGGAACGGGACCUGCACACGGGUGCUGACCAAGGCCUAUGGGAUCCGUGUGGAUGUGAUUGUGCAAGGCCAGGCAGGGAAGUUCAGCCUGAUCCCCACGGUCAUCACGUUGGCCACUGCGCUCACCUCGGUGGGACUGGGCUCCUUCCUCUGCGACUGGGUGCUGCUGUGCUGCAUGGACAAGGAGCGGCGGUACAGCAGCAGGAAAUUUGAGCAGGUACUGGUGGGCUGAGGAUGCUCCUCUGCAGCCCCAGACCAUCCCCCCUCCAUCCCCAAAUUGACAUUUCCCACACAGAGCUGUGCCCAUGGAUGGGCAGAAUGCACCUUACAGCCACCCACUACUGCUGCCAAUAAACCAUCACUGCUCAGCA
Messenger RNA from Meleagris gallopavo (turkey), 1796 nucleotides. It is a transcript of the gene P2RX2, whose product is annotated as purinergic receptor P2X 2. Gene Ontology annotation, cellular component: signaling receptor complex; plasma membrane. NCBI's taxonomy places the organism in Eukaryota, Metazoa, Chordata, Aves, Galliformes, Phasianidae. Gene Ontology annotation, molecular function: extracellularly ATP-gated monoatomic cation channel activity; ATP binding; purinergic nucleotide receptor activity. Gene Ontology annotation, biological process: calcium ion transmembrane transport; response to ATP. The record is from RefSeq and is a predicted model, not a curated record.